Cladocopium goreaui is the source of this 4503-nucleotide messenger RNA. Lineage: Eukaryota; Dinophyceae; Suessiales; Symbiodiniaceae. The record is from the annotation of a GenBank genome assembly.
AUGGAGAAGGACUCUGGAUCAUUCAGAGAUCUUGUCUUCGAUGGCAGACCUGGUAAUUACCGAGAAUUCCGGAGAAAGACAAUCCUUGCUGUAGCUGGUUUAGAGGAAAGACAUGUGCAUUUAGCUGGACCGAGGUUGCUCACGAGACUUCAAGGAGAAGCCUACCGAGCCACUGAACACUUAGCAGUUGCGGACUUGCGCCGAAAUGAUGGUUGGUUGCAAGUCAUUCGAGCCUUGGAUACCCACUAUGCCUUCUUGCCAGAGACUGAGUUGCAUGAAGCAAUAGAUAGCUUCCUGUUUGACCUGCGGAAAAAGCCCCAUGAAGGUGCCACAGCCUUUGCAUCGAGGUUCAAAACAGCCUUGUCCCGAGUUCAAGCACUGAUAGCCCAGGAGAGGUCAACAGCCAAGACCAAGAAAGUUGGAAAGAAAGGAAAGAGUUCUGUUGCCAGUGCCGAGCCCGACAAUAGCAGCUUAGAACCUAGUGAUGAUGGGUCCGAACCAGGAUCAACCAGUCGUGAGCCAGCAGCCGCCCCAGUUGAUGCAUCCGCAGAAGCAUCCGGCCAAGCAGCAGGUAGUGUGCGAUCUGAAACCCCUGCACCGAAAGCCGCAGCCUCACCGCCUGGUGAUGCUGAUGAGCAGAGAACUGCCCGGAGUCAUGAUACAUCCGAGCAGAGACGUCGCCGUCAUAGCAGUCGAGGUUCCAGAGGUACGCACUCAGGUGAUAGAAAGAAAGAAGAGCUGAAAAUGGCAUACAUGCUAGGAACCAUAGAGGUUGGCCACACCAAGCCUUCGCCGAUCUUUCCGUCCACUGUUUUGGGUCAUUUGUUCAUGCGCAAAUAUGGUUUGAGCCGAGAGCAGAGAGCCCAAGUCAUCCGUGCCACUGGCGGUUCAUCCCGCUUUGCAGAAGUCGAGAGGAUUCUCCGUGCCUCCGAUUUUGAUGAAUCCCGCAGCCGUCAUGAUGAAAGACGCCCACACAUGCACCAUGGCAGUUCCCGUACUCCCCGACGGGAAUCAUAUGCAGUUGCCCACCGGGAGCACGAUGUACAUGCCAUGGAAGAUGAUUCGUCCGAUCUGCAAGAGCCUUUGACAAGUGGUUCAGGUUCCGAUGAUGCAUACAUGGCCGAUCAACAUGCUGAAGGUCCUCCUGACCAAGAUGAGAAUGAUUCCGGCUUGGAGUUGCAAGAGAUAUAUGAGAUGAAACAAAAAGCCAAGAAAGACUUCAAGAAGUCAUUCAAGACCUACAAAGAAAGCCGUAGAAGGGUCAAGGAAAUAAAGAAAGCAAGACAGCCAUACUACCCAGUAGUUGCCUUGAGUCAGCCAGGUGACAGCAGUGCCAGCACUUUGCAGCCUGCCAAUGCCUCAUCUGCACCAAAGAAACAAGAGUUCCGAUAUGACAAGUCCAAGCAGCAAAAAGUGUUUCCGCCAAAGCGUCAGCCACGGAAAGAAGAUGCCCAUUUCACCACUGGGACCGUAGCCACUGACUUUGCUUAUAUGGUUGUCACACAAGAGUGGAACAACGAGAGUCCUACCUUGGAUGUUUUGUUGGCCUCCAUUCCCAAUGGGUGUGCAAUCAUUGACACUGGAUGCACUACAAGCGUGAUAGGUCUUGACACUGCAGUUCGCUUCCAGAAACUCUUCGAGCAGAAGGGCCUCCCUAGCCCUGAAAAGUGCACUUUGCCAGCUGUUGAGUUGAAAGGCUUCAGUGGGGACCGUAGAAUCACCACCUAUGGACUGAAAUGGACAGUGAAGAUUGGAGAACUUUGGGGUACUAUCACAACGUAUGUGGUCAAUGGCCCGACACCUUUUCUCUUAUCAAGGCGAGUUCUGGAAGGGAUGGAAGCCAAUUUGGAUAUGGGGAAGGGAACAAUCAGUAGCACCAAGCAUGGUAUGAAAGAUGUGCCGUUGAAACGUGCUGCAAAUGGCCACUUCCUUUUACCGUUUUGUGAUGAGCCUUCAGAGUUUGAGCCAACAUAUCCGCCUUCGAGCAAAAGUGCCGAUGUGGACAUCUACGAUGCCACGGAUGGCUCACCUGAUGUUGUCUCCAUGUCAGAGUCCGAGACUGCUGGAUCCGAAUCAGCAGUGCCAAGCAAUGAGCCCAAUGACAAAGCCGCAGAAGAUGCCACAACAUCCAGUUCCAUGGAGAGGCGUGACAAACCGCCGUGCCGUCGAACUAGGAAGCAAGUUUUGCAACAUGUUGUGAAGAACACUAGGAAGGGUGUUGUAAAUGUGGAUAGGUUUAGAAAUGAACUUGUCCAGUUGUUUGGAAGUAGAGCCUCAGAAUGCACGCAUGCAUAUGUAGCAUAUAGGCCACGUUUGGAACGUAUUCCAGAAGAUGCUGAUAAGCAGCCAUACUUGAGAAGUAUCGCAACCCUGACCAGUGAGGGUGAGAUGUCCAUACAGCCAUGGAACACCCGUGCCGCAGGCAGUGAGAAGGCCAGAGUUGUACAGACCAACAUAGCCCUGUAUGUUUACAUCCCAGUGCAAGGUGUGCAGCUUCCGCCGAAGCCUGAAUCCGAGAAACAUUCCGGAUGCCAUUGUCUCUGCUGCAGCGAAGAUGUUGACCCAAGUUUGCAACCGUCCAUUCCCGAUGGACCCGGAUUAGAAACGGUCUAUGAAGAAGUUGAUUGGGUUAACUGUAACAGGGAUAAAGUGGAUAAAACUGUGGGGGAUAGGAUUAAGAAGAACAUAAGAUCAAUAAGAAAACUGAAUACCCAGGUGAUCCUUUCCCGGCUUCAUGAUGAGUACGAUCAGGUUCUUGACGAGUUGAGAAACUGGUUAGGUCCACAAGCUCCAGCCUUAGAUAGCCCAGUUCACAUGAUCGAGGUGUUCACUGACCAUGCACCACUUGCCAGAAAAGUUUCCGAACGUACUGGUAAGAGCAGUAUCAUUUUGGGUUUGAACCAUGGACAAGAUUUCAACAGACUUCAGGACCGACGUUUGCUCAUGUACCUGUUAGCUGUUGUAAGGCCGAAACAUGUUUGGUUUUCUUUUCCAUGUGGUUGCUGGGGACCCUGGAGCCGUUUCAACAUUGCCAAGGGUGGCAAGUCAGAAUCCACAGUUUUGCAGCAGAGAAAGGAAGCAAGGCGCCACUUGCGUGCAGUUUCUGAAGCCUGGCAACUUCAACGUUUGCUCGGAGGACAUUGUCAUGCAGAAAACCCACUCACCUCAGAAGCAUGGUCCGAGAUUUUUGUAGGUGAAGUUUUCGAUGUACGCAUUGACAUGUGCAGUGUAGGAAUGCGAUGCCCCAAGACAAAUGUUCCAGUGCUAAAGCCAACUAGGAUCAUAACCACCAUGAAGGAACUUGCUGAUAGGUUGACUUCAUGUCGUUGCGAUCACAAACAUGGUCAUGCGCACUUGGAAGGUAAAUUCAAGGCAGUUAGCCAAAAGAUCAAAGCAAUCGUCCAAAAACUUCAUGUGAACACAGGUCAUGCUUCACCAGAGCAAAUGUUGCGUUUAGCCAAGCGUUGCAAGUCCUCAGCGGAAAUGCAGACAGCCAUCAAGCAGUUCAAGUGUUCCGUUUGUGAAGAGCUUAAGGUGACCAACCGCGUGCUGAGACAUAUGGCCCAACGUGUCUGGAGAACCACUUCCAGACCUGCCAAAGAGGACGAAGCUGAGUUUAGAAGCCUUGCCAGAUCCCUAGCCGAAGGGAGAUUGCACCCAGAGCUGGAAAACGCAGAACAAAGUGUUUCAAGUAGGUCAGGCCAGUUUGCUGAUCUCACCAAAGAGCAUGAGCCUAUGGAUGAGGACCAUGAACUGGAGGAAGAUCUAUGGGAGGAAUCUCCAGCAGAUCCAUCAACCGAUGGUGCCGAUGCCAUGAAACAACCAGAUCCACCACCAGAGGAAGUAGAGGUCAACUAUAGGAAACUCAGCGUAGAAGACAAAGCAAAGUUCGAAGUAGCCAUGAAAAAGGUACACCGAUACGUGAUGUUUCUCUCUUACGGCAGUGUGCCGGACAGCUGGCAUGGGCCGCUGGGUCCACACGGAGAUGCAGGCCAUGCCAAACGUGCCAAUGGAGACUCACAACGUGGUUACCUGCUAGGUCUCACCAAUCCAAGCAUGCGCGACCGCAAGCAAGCACCGAUGUGGUUGGUAGACUGGGGAAUCAAUGCGAUGGAUGCAAUUGAGUUCUUUCAAGCCUUGUUAGCAGAGACAAUUCAUGGUAUAACCCCAAAACAGUUCAGACUGCAGGUGCCAAAACACACCGCCUUGUUGGUUGUGGAUUCCAGAGGUUUUUACGAUGCUGCAAGCAAGUUGAGCAGUGCGUCAACCAGUGAAGAAAAGAAAUUGGAAAUCGACUAUGCCAUAGCGCGUCAAGCCAUGAAACUGCAGAAUAUUGAAAUCUACUGGAUAAACAAUAACUACAUGGCAGCCGACUGCCUUACGAAGCUGAAUGGGGAAACCAGAUUGUUGUUUGUUUUGCUUGAAACAGGGGUAUAUCAAAUAAAGAGAUGUCAAGAGUCCGGAAGUAAGGAGAGAGCCAGAAACCGCCAAGAGCAAAAGUGA